Molecule: messenger RNA, 1704 nt
Organism: Apiotrichum porosum
Lineage: Eukaryota; Fungi; Basidiomycota; Tremellomycetes; Trichosporonales; Trichosporonaceae
Exons: 6
Coding region: 1-1704 (567 amino acids)
Biological process (GO): thiamine biosynthetic process
Cellular component (GO): cytosol
Molecular function (GO): thiaminase activity; hydroxymethylpyrimidine kinase activity; phosphomethylpyrimidine kinase activity
Source: RefSeq, a predicted model, not a curated record
AUGGCGACGCUCGUACUCGACACUGUGCCCCAGCCGCACGUCCUCACCAUCGCAGGGAGCGAUUCUGGCGGUGGUGCCGGCAUCCAGGCCGAUCUCAAGACCAUUGCCGCCCACGGGUGCUAUGGCUCGUCUGUUAUUACUGCCUUGACGGCCCAAAACACCUUGGGUGUGCAGGCGGUCCACACUGUCCCGCCAGAGUUUGUCGUCGAGCAGCUCAAGUCGCUCUUUGACGAUGACCUGAAGCCCCUCGCGAUCAAGUUUGGCAUGCUGGCUGGCGAGUCGACGAUUGCCGCGCUUGCAGACUACCUCUCUGCCCUUCCCUCCCGCCCCUUCCUCGUCCUCGACCCCGUCAUGGUCUCGACCUCGGGCCACCACCUGCUCCCGGACGCGGCCACCCAGACCCUCGUCUCGCGUCUCCUGCCUCUUGUCGACCUCGUGACCCCAAACAUUCCCGAGGCGCAGGCGCUGGCACAGUACGGCGAGCAGGUGCAGAGCGUGCAGGACAUGCUCAAGCUCGCCGAGGCCGUGCGUGGCCUGACCAACCGCGCCGUGCUGCUCAAGGGCGGCCACCUGCCCCUGCCCCGCGCGCAGGUCGCGGCGCUGGCCACGUCCGAGGGCCUGGACGUGCAAUGGGACGAGGCGGGCGAGGAAGGCGUGCGCGUUAUUGAUGACUUUAGGCAAACUCUCAACCUGGCCGCCACGUCGCCUACUGUCGUCGUUGACAUUCUCGCGUCGCCCGCCGGUGUCCGCCUCUUUGCCGGCAAGCACGUCUCCAGCUCGAGCACGCACGGCACCGGGUGCACGCUCUCGGCGGCGCUGGCGAGCCAGUAUGCCAUGGAGAACACGGCUGCUGGCGCCGAGGCCGAGGAGGGUGACAAGAACCUCUCGCCAGCGGGUGUCCGCCGUGCCAUCGAGUACGUCCAGUCGGCCAUCGCCACUGCGCACCCCAUGGGCAGGGGCCACGGCCCGCUCAACCACUCGCACUUGACUUCGCGCCGUGCUCUUCCUCCACCAACGGCGCACAACCCCACCCCGUUUGUCUCGCACCUCAUCCGCUCGUGCCCCGAGCUGUGGGACGAGUACAUCCGCCACCCCUUCGUCGUCCAGCUCGGCGAGGGCACGCUCCCGCGCAAGUCGUUUGAGCACUACAUCUCGCAGGAUUACCACUACCUUGUCCACUACGCGCGUGCCCACGCCCUCGGCGCGUACAAGUCCACCACGAUGGAGGACAUCAAGGCGUUCAGCGAAAUUGCGCUGCACAUUGCCCGCGAGUCGACCAUGCACGUUGCUUACUGCGAGCAAUUCGGCAUCACCAAAGCCAAGCUCCUCGCCACGCCCGAGGCGGCCGCGUGCGCCGCGUACGCGCGCUACAUCAUCGACGUCGGCACGCAGGGCGACGUGCUGGACGUGUACGUCGCCGUCGCGUCCUGCCUGAUCGGGUACGCCGAGGUCGGCCUGUGGCUGAAAUCGCGCAUCGCGACGGGCGAGACAAAGCUCGAGGGCAACCCGUAUGCCCGCUGGGUGGAGGACUACUCGGGCGAAGAGUUCCUCGGCGCCGUCAGGAGGGGUAUCGCCAACCUCGAGGCGCGCGUCGCUGCCGACCCGCCCUCGCCCGAGAGGCUGGCGCGGUUGACCGAGGUGUGGACGGAAUGUGUCCGCCUGGAGCGCAACUUCUGGGAGAUGGGCCUCAAGGUCCUUUGGUAG